AUGACGAAUUACAAAAAAGUUCGAAAUCUGAACAUGAGAUCAACCAAAGGAAAUAAGGGGAUGUGUAAUCCAACUAGCAGUCGUCAAGAGAAGUGGCAGGUCAGGGGAAAGUACGUCUCCACUUCGUGCUUCACUUCGUUCUCACGUGUUUUUGGCUUCUGUCGAACCCACCGAAGUGCUUACCGGACAGCUAGGGCUUCUGCGAUUAAGGCUGAGGGAGCGAAAAUCUGCUGCACGAACCCACUUGUGAGCACCCCAUCUCCAUUUCUGCAGAGGACAGCAACCGAUCCCUCCAUAUUAGAGCUGCUCCAGGCUGCAUCCACACUCAGCUUACAGCAGAUCUUGGUCGGGGCAGUUUCGCCGGCGUCUGCAGAUGAUGCUGUUCCGCGCCAUCCAGAUUCACCAAACCAAAUCCGCAAAUAUGGCCUUUGCUUCUUGGUUAUCUGGCACGUCACACGACUCACCUGCAGACUUGCUUUUCCUUCAUCGCGCCAUCGCCAGAUCCGUCAAUGGGAGAACGCCACAGCCGAAGCCGUCGACGGGUUUGCCACCAUCGCUGCCGCGCACCCCCUCGACGUCGUCCACACCUGGUUCCAAGUGGGAGAACGCCACCACCGGAGCCGUCGCUGGGUUCGCCACCGUCGCCGCCGCGCACCCCCUCGACGUCAUCCGCACCCGGUUCCAAGGUUGUUUUUCAUGCUGAGGCGCUUUCCUAUUGAAUCUAAAGGAAGAAGGAAGAAGCUCCAUGAGGUUGGAUCUGUCACAGCUAUAUGCUUCACCUGUUUCCUUAUCAGAAGUUUCAUGAGAGAAGCAAGAAAGAAUGACCCACCUGUGAAAGAGACGUCUCUUCGAGACCGCAGAACAUUCAAAACGACAGACGGCGUAGGCGGAUCAAAACCAAAAGGGGCUAUUACCUUACAUUCCACAGAGCAGUACUUCGCGUCUGGCGACAUGAAACGAUGUGGGCAAGAUUGGCACUUCGCAUUGUUCGCAAGGCUACGCUGGCAGUGGAAGCGAGCUCCGUUUUUGCGGAUGUAGGUGACGAGAUACCCGUUGCAAGGAUAUGAACGGAUAUCGGACAUAUCCCACAGUGACUUCAAGUCCUCAAUUCGGAACGACGCGACUUUGUGAACUUUAUAUGCCUGAAAAGAUUAAAACCCAAAAACAAAAACUGAAAAAAGGGCAAAGAAUUCGAAAUGAGGAAAAGAAACCCUAGAAUUCCUUGUUUCUUGAUCAUGCAAAGAUAAGAGUAGUGUACCCUGAUCAGCUCAUGCUUAGAACCGUGAUGCAUCUUGCACUCUUGGCACAGAGCGACUCUACAAACUCUACAGUAGAGAUUGUAAUUUUUGGAGGGAUGAGUCUUGCAAGGGCUAUAGAAUGCGAUGCUCGCAAUCAGCAUCAACCAUGGUGGAACAACCUCCUCAUGAUCAUCUCCAGACGAGACCACCAUUGCAUCAUCCCCCGUCAUUUCCGUGGCUGUUCUUGCUCCCUCUCCCUCGCUUCUUUAAUCUAGAAGAAGAACGGAACCCAAGAGGAAGAAAGAGCGAAGGUUGCGAAGACGUUUAUGAAAUCGAUUCAAUUGAUUGACCCGACAUAAAUAAGGAUCCCGCGAAGAAAGAACCCAGUAUCUUUCAGAGGACAGAGCAGAAUCAGCACGGGCAUGCGCGAAUGUCAUCAAGAUCGAUAAGCACACGAGUUGUUCCAUAUAACGAAGAAGAGGAGGAGGAGGAGGAGGAGGAGGAGGAGGAAGAAAGUACCCGGCGAGGGAGUGUGCAUCCGGAGGAGAGUCCACAGAUGACCUGUUGUCUCGUUGGGAUCCGAAGGGAAGAAGCACGUAAACUUAUAUGGAAACUCGGGAGGAAGAAUCAAUUCGUUCGGGAAUGGAGUCGCGAAUGGAGUCGCGACACGUGGAAAGAGGCGGCAGCCACGUCGACCACACGGAGCCCAUUCGCGAGUCGCGACACUGUUCCAUUUCCAUUCUGGAACGGGAAUUCGCGCGUGAUGGUAUCUAAGGAAAUAAGGAAAAGAGAUCCGAGACGGAUAAGAAGAUUUGACUCUUCUCGACAUUGCAUGUCAAUUAUUAUUUCGUUUUCUUUUUUUCCUCUCUUUUUCCUUUAACUUUUUGCUAAUUUUUAUUAUUAUUUAUUUUAUCAUAUGAACUUACAACC
Molecule: messenger RNA, 2168 nt
Organism: Eucalyptus grandis
Lineage: Eukaryota; Viridiplantae; Streptophyta; Magnoliopsida; Myrtales; Myrtaceae
Exons: 8
Coding region: 1-1038 (345 amino acids)
Source: RefSeq, a predicted model, not a curated record